AAAAAAACCGAUUUGCCGCUUUCUUUCCUUCAGCAGCAUCCGGGUUGGUUGGUAUUUUCUUUAUCGGUUUGGCGCGAAUCACGGGAAACCAGCGACAUUGAUACCGUGCUGCUGCGUGCGAGUUUUGUGCGGAUUAAGUGAUUAUGUUUAUUUUGUCAGUGGAAAAAAAGGUCGUGUAAGGUGUUGAUUGUUGGUAGAGUAGCGUUAAUUGACCUUUGAGAAUUGUGUUUUUUGCACCGGGUGAGUCAAGUGAAACGUGUAUCAGUGACGGAGGAAACUUCAAUUUAAUUUACAAUUAACAAAAAAUAAAAUUAUCAAUACAACUUUGCUGGAGAAUUGCACUUUCUUGAAGUACCAUACAUACAAGUGCACCUAGAAGUAGAGUUUGCAAAUUGAAAUUGGGAUGUGCUAGUUAAACGAUGAUUCUCGUUGAUACACGCAUCGAAGGAAACUAGCUUACCAGCGGAAAUCCAUUUGUAGGCCAGUCACCUUUUGCCAACGGGCCGCGGCAACAGUUUACGCCUCGGGGGCGAUAGUGCAGCAACGAAGCCGUUUAUACGUUGAAAGCCGGGUGCCGUGCAAGCGAAGACGAAGAAUAAUGAUGGUACGGUGGCAGAAGCUUGAUUAAAGCUCGCUAGGAACGAUAGACAAACUGUUCGCCGCGUAGAAUAGCAGCGUGUCCAAGGAAGAAAGCUCAGCAUCAUCUGGUGUCCACUUUUUCUCGACAAAACUAACCUAACAGGCAGUCGGGCUGAUUUUACCCCUAGUGGAAGCAAAAAAUACAAGCUUCACCAGAAGGAGGUUCUCCCGCAGGCAACCGGCAAAAUGAAGGGACGACAUCUGAGGAGACGAUUCAGCUUGCAGCCUUCCUUCAUGAAGGACGACAGCCCGGAAGAUAAACCCAAACGAGAGAAACCACUGAAAAACGACGAAAACUCAAUCAAUUCUAACGUUCGGCACAAAAUCGUUGUGAUGGGAGCGGCCAAGGUCGGCAAAAGUUCAAUCAUCACGCAGUUCCUGUACAACUCGUUUUCGCCCAAGUACAAGCGCACCAUCGAGGAGAUGCAUCACGGGCACUUUUCGGUCGGCGGAGUCAAUCUCACGUUGGACAUCCUGGAUACGUCGGGAUCGUACGAGUUUCCAGCGAUGCGUGCCCUUUCGAUUUCGUCGGCCGACGCGUUCAUCCUGGUGUACGACGUAACCGACAGCGUAUCGUUCGAGGAGGUCAAAGCGAUCCGUGAGCAGAUCCACGAAAUUAAAGCCACCAACGCCGUUCCGAUUGUGGUGGUCGGCAACAAAACCGAUCUAACCGACGAGGAUGAUGACGUCCGACAGAUACCGCAAGACACGACAGAGUCCAUGAUAACCGUCGACUGGGAGAAUGGUUUCGUCGAAGCGUCGGCCAAAUUAAAUCGCAAUGUUUCACAAAUCUUUAAGGAACUUCUCGCACAAGCCAAAAUCGCGUAUAAUCUCAGUCCAGCCCUGCGGCGGCGGCGACGUCAGUCACUUCCUCAGCAGGCCAGCGUCGGCGGUGGCGGCGGGACCGGACCACCGACGCCCCAGCAAUCGAUGCCACCGAGCUCGGUUCACGUUCCAUCCGCCGCACAGCUAGCGCAUCUGCAACAAAUUCAGGACAAAAGCCUCGGUGGCAAGCGGAACUCGUGCAUUCUGUCUUAAUACCCGAAAUGGGCUGAACCGGGCUGAGCCAUCUCUAGGAAUCCGAAAAUAUACAGAUAAAGCAGCAAACCAGUCCAAACCAAUUAUCCUGUUACGGUGUAAUCAAAAUGGUGUUUCAUGUAAUUCAAUAAACAAACCAGAAAUUAUCCUAUAUUCAAUGUUUGUGCGCAAAACGUGAUUCUGAACUUUGUUGUUUGGAUGACGAUUAAAUUAAAUACAUUAUGCUUACAGAUCUGGAAUGAUAAUCGCGAGUAGGUCAAAGAUGUAAAGUAGCGAACAGGAAUUAUACGGGUAAAUCCACAGUACACAAAAGCCAAUCAAAGUAGAGGAAGUUUCCCCCAAAAACCAUGCGAUGAAAGCUAUGCAGCUGCGCUGACAAGCCAAAUGAAAGCAUUUUUUCAUAAAAGUAAAUAAGGUCUUCUCCUCGAUUGUUACUAAGACGAAUUUUUAUAUGAAAAUUAGGAAAAAAAAUCUUUUGACGUACUUCACAAACAUAGCCAACAGCAAUAACCCAAAGUUCCUCCAAACUUUGCUGUUUCUCGACACAACUUAAUCUUUACCAACAUCUGUUAGUUGUUAAAUGUUAAAUAUUUCGGCCGGGUACAGCUUCUCCCGACAGGUGCCGAACUUCAAAGUCAAUAAUUUCCAUUUCUACUAAACACAAAAUCAUAUUGAAUACAAAAGCACAAUAAUCCUUCCGUUAAUUUCACUCUAAAUAUAAAGAAUAUAUGCUAUAUUCGUAGAAAAAGAUAGAAAAAGAUUCCAACUGCGAUGCAAUAAACAAAUAUCGAAAGAUACAAUCGAUGGAACGGUCGGACCGAAACGUUGCUAUAAAUAAUAUAAAAUCUAAACUUAUUAUUAAUGAUUUAAAGAAAAAAGAUCAAACACCACAAUAAGCUAAAAGCGAAACCAACAUGGAAUACUGCAGCAUUUUGCCAGCAGAAGAGCAGAAAAAUAAAUUACAAUGCAAAAAGGAUUAGUAUUAAUGUUAUGCAAAAAGGUCAUAGUUGUUAUACUUGCUAUCCACUGAUAAAUAAAUUUCUAAUACCCAAAAGAAUAAAAAAAAUACAAAUUUGCAAUGUUCGUCACACAAAUAUGUGCUUCUCAAUUCUUUAGUACCUAUAGGAAACAUGUCGAACGGUGGGAAGGAAAAUUAACUAAAAUUAAAUCGUUUGUACUCGAAUGUGAGAGUCUAGCAACUAUAAUUGCACAGUUAAAACAUUCCACAUUUUGUCACUCUAUUUAUCUUACAAACAUUUAUAUUAUUUUCCACAAAUACUAGACUUUUUACUAGAGGAAGCGUUUCCCCGAACACCUUGCUAGACUCUCAUGAUCGAUUACUUCACACGUAAUUCGCAGUAUGUACUGUAACGCAAUGCAAGAAUAGGAAUAACAACUGGGAAAAGAAGGGGGUAUGUAGAACUUUUGUACAGUAGGCAAGCAACGAGCGGGGGUUACCCCCUCUCGAAGACAAUUAUGUUAGGAAAUA
This is a messenger RNA of Sabethes cyaneus, 3166 nucleotides long. RefSeq names its product GTP-binding protein Di-Ras2. The transcript has 8 exons. Bases 826 to 1677 code for a protein of 283 amino acids. The record is from RefSeq and is a predicted model, not a curated record. Lineage: Eukaryota; Metazoa; Arthropoda; Insecta; Diptera; Culicidae. Gene Ontology annotation, molecular function: GTP binding; GTPase activity.